This is a messenger RNA of Lichtheimia ornata, 2844 nucleotides long. RefSeq lists its product as uncharacterized. Bases 1 to 2844 code for a protein of 947 amino acids. The record is from RefSeq and is a predicted model, not a curated record. The transcript has 2 exons. Gene Ontology annotation, molecular function: N-methyltransferase activity; DNA binding. Lineage: Eukaryota; Fungi; Mucoromycota; Mucoromycetes; Mucorales; Lichtheimiaceae.
AUGAACUCUGAAAUCAUCGAACCUCAGCAGCAUGAACCAGCAGCGAAAAGGCGCAAACUGCCUAAUCAGCGAAAGCAACCCCAAAAGCAGCAGCCAUCGUCAUCAUCAUCCAAGCAACUUGUAUCACCAAAGUCUCUUGCCAAAUCAUCCAAUGGACGUAAACGCGCCUUUAGUAACAUGACCGAGACGGAUCUGGUGCAAGAUGUGCUGGCAAUAUUAGGAGACGUGCUUGCGAAAGUCAAUGCAGCAUUUCCCCAUGAUGAUGACGAAGCAAACCGUCAUUCUCGUGCAUUGAUGACAGCCUUUGUUGCCUUUACGGAAGCGGUUACCGGUUAUUUCCUGCAUGAUGUCAGCAAGAUGGAUGAACGACCCUUUGCAACCUACAUGGCAGCAUUCAGUCCUCAAGACCAGAUGGCCGAUAAUGACCCUUGUUUGUACCCUGAUGUUGCUUUUCGACAAUCGCUUGCCAAGGACAUCCAGCGCCAAUUGGAAGCCCAUGGUGUGCCACGUGAGAAAUUAUACGACUGCUUGGAUACCUUGUUUUCACUUUUCUAUGCCAAAAAGACCACUCAUGAGCACCAAAAAGGCAACGGACAGUUUUUCACCCCGCAAAAGGUGGUGCACUUUAUGUGGGGACGUUGCCUUGACCACAAGAGCAAGAACAAGAUACCUCGUGUGCUUGAUCCAUGCAUGGGACUUGGUGCCUUCCUAUGCGACUUUUUGAAACGAAUGGUGACGCAGCUGCAAAUGGAUGGUGCCACGUGGGACAACCCUGUAGCACUGCAACAAGCCUUGUGCACGGACAUUCCUGCUAAUGUUUGGGGCGUCGAAUUGGAUCCUGUGGCGCUGAAAUUAGGCAAGCUCAAUGCCAUGCUGCAUCUUUUACCACUUUAUCGCCGUCUACGCCAAUUGGUUGGUAGUAACAACAUUGAUGGGUUACGCAUCGAUCGCCUCCACCUGUUUUGCAACAACACCAUGCUGCUGACACCUUCCACUGGCAUUGAUCCUUGGGAACAACACGAGCUGCAAGUGUUACGUACAAGCUACUUUGACUAUGUUAUCACCAAUCCUCCUUAUAUGGUGCAAAAGGACAAUCGUAUUCCGGUCCCUGAUCCAGAGUUAUACGAUAAUGGAAUCCUUGGUCGCUGUGUCAAGCAAGCUUACGCCUUCUUCAUCUGGUUUUGUCUACAACGGUGUGAUCCACAAGAUGGUGAAGUGUGCUUCAUUACCCCAAGCCAUUGGAUGACGUCUGAACAAGAUAAAAGAUUACGUAUUUGGAUGUGGGAAAAUUGUGAAUUCCUGCAGCUUUAUUAUUUCAAAGCUUCAAAGGUGUGGCCUCAUCUGAAUACGGAUUCUAUGAUCUUUCGCCUUCGUAUGCGUGGCACUCGACCUCCCAAUUUGGAUGCACAAGCACUGUUUGUUCGCAACACGGAAGUUGCGGUUUCUCUUCAAGACAUCCUUGAUUGCUAUGUCGCAUUCGAUCCACAACAGCCACAGCCCAAGCAUAUGAAGUUCAAGCUCACGCCAACGCAUGAUACACAACGUAUUCACCAGGCCAAGGGGGCGAUAUUGUCGUUUAUGUGCUUGUCACCGCUGACCGAUGAGGUGGAGGAGUUUACCCAAUCAAUGAUUCGGCUUUGUAAUUCACCUGGUGCCCCACUCAACUAUGCCACUGGAUGCAGCCCAUGGCCUCGUUAUGGUCUUGUUGUUCGUACGAAAUGGGCUCUUGAGACGUUUGGUGCUCGUUGCUAUGCACGUUGGUUGCGUCCCACUUUUUACUGGUCCAGUAAGGGUGCAAGUUCCAAAGGACGCGAAGUUGACUUUUGGCGUGAACGUGAUCCUGAACGUAUUGUGAAGAGAGAGCUGCCACUUUCUGAAGCCUAUGUCCCAUUUUGUUCAGCCGAAGAUGCCAAAAAGUACUCGUUGAUCAUUGUGGACAAGGAAGGCAUCAAGAAACUUGAAGCCUCAAGGGAUCCUGGUGAAGAACGGUUGUAUGAGUAUUUACAAGAAGCUAAGCACGAAUUGCAACCAACCGUCAAGCGCGAAGCAGCCUAUAGUCCUUAUGCCCGGGCCGGUAUGGAUCUCCCUGUCAAGAUUAUCCAUCCAACCUUGAACGGCUAUCAAUCAAAGUAUACACCUCGCCAGCGUUUCUUUGUGGAUCGAGAACAGCUUUGUGUCACGGAUCAAUGCGGCUUUUUUACACUUGCUCCUGGGAUCGACUUGUCACCUGAAUUCUUUUGUGGUCUACUCAAUUCAAGCACGCUACUCUAUCUCCUUCGUCACCACUGUACCUAUGACCAGGAGCAGCGCAUGUACUUUUUUGAGCGGCAUUUGAAGAACGUUCCAUGCUGCAAUCUCCCAUCAGCAUCCUCGCAAGAAGCAGCAUUGAUGAACGACCUUGUUAAUGGGGUGACAACUGCACGUGUUUGGAUUAAUGCCAUUAUCCAGGCUAGCGACAUCUCGUGCGUGAUUACAAGCUUGCGCAGUUGUACAUGGGAUAUCCAUCCUCAAGACUUUUCAGCCAUCGAUGGUUUCUUGAUCCAAGAUUUCCUUUCAAGUGCAAAGCAUACGGCAGAGUGGUCAGAUGAUGUCAAGACCCAUUGGAUCUCUCAAACUCUCUUUGAACGACCACACGCAAGAUUGGCUGUUGUACUUGUACAGCUGCUCAUGCUAUCAUCACUUUUUCAAUACGGCAUUGAUCAACUUGUCUUCGUGCUUUAUCGUAUCCCUGGUACCAUGCAACAUGCAAUGGAAGAUGAAUUGGAGCUUAUCGAGUAUAGAGAGCAAUGGUCCCAUGUUACCUUGGAUGAUAUUUUCGAUACUGCCCAUUCGAUCCUUCAAUAG